AUGCUGGCGGGCAAGUGGCAGGGGAUCCAUUGCGAGAAGCGGAGGAUCGCAGCACGGGGGAAGCGCGCAUGGAUGAGGCGGGGGAGGGCGCUGGAGGGACGCGGAAAAGUGAGUGAGGGGAAGAAAGGCGUGGUGAUCUCGCUCGAAAGCAGUGAGGAAGAGGCGGGGCAGGGCGCGUGUGACGAGCGCGAGACGGGGGCGCCGGCGGAGGGCGACAGUGGGCGUGGUGGUGGUGGUGGUGGGGGGGGCAGUGCUGUGCGCGGUGACGGGACGGGAAGCGCGGACUUGGCGGAAGAGAAGGGAGCAGAGGAGGGUACGGGUGAAAAGAAGGAUGACGGAAAGGAGGGGAAGGAAGGGGAGGAAGCGAAGGAUGGGAAAGGCGGAGAGGCGAGCAGUGUUGUGGUGGAGAGUGCAGGUGGUGUAGAGGGGGAGGCAGCUGCAGGGAGAGCAGAGGAGCGGACGGAAAGGGAAGGAGAGGCAGAGGUUGGUGAAGGGAAAGAGGUGGGAGACGCGGGUGGAGCGCGUGAGGCGGAGCCAGGCGGGGGCGAGGGCGGAGACACGGUUCAAGGGGAGCGAGACGAGGCAGGCGAGGAGCGGGCGGGUGAGAGCUGUGCUGCCAUGACGCCCGCGGAGGGGGGCGCGCAGGGGGUGGUGGGCGCGGAGGAGGCGGCGGUGGCGGGUGGGGUGCAGGGGGAAGCAGCGCAGGGAGGUGAAGGAGCGCAGGGGAAUGGGCCUGAUGGGACUGCAGGGGGCUUGGAGGCGGGGACGGAGGCGGAGGCGGGGGCGGGGGCGGGGGCGAAGGGCGGGGAGAUGGUGAGUGCAGGCGCCAGGGUGGGUGGGGUGAGUGAGGAGGGAGUGGAGGCAGAGGGGCGUGUGGCAAGCGCAGGGCUGCCAGCAGCUGGUGGGGGGGCAGAGGGGGAGAGAGGUGAUGGGAAAGACGUCAGUGCGGCCAAAGAGGAUGGUGAGGGGGCGGUGCUGGGGGGUGAGAGUGGUGGGACGGAUGGGAAGGGAGAAGGGAAGACGGAGGCGGGUGCUGUGGAGGGCAAGGACGAGGUGGGGUUGGCAGGGGAUGGUGGGGCGGAGGGGGGCAGUGAUGAGGGCGCGCAGAAAGAGGGUGGGAGUGGGCAGAGCCCUGCCACAGAGCAGAUCCCACAUGGUGCUGGCGGUGCAGGCACGACAGGGGACGGCGAACAGGAGAAGACGACGCAGGGCGGAGAGGGGGGAAACGGUGUGGGUGAGGGUGAGGGUGAGGGUGAGGGUGAGGGUGAGGGCGCAGGGAAGAUGGAGGGCGCGGGGAGGGUUGAGGGAAGCGGGUGUGGCCAGAGGAAAGAGGCGGAAGGGGCUGAGAAGGAUAGUGGUGAGGAGAAGGAAGGAGGUGGCAAGGAGCGGGAGGAGGCGGGCACAGGAGAAGCAGAGGGUGUGAGGAAGGAGGGCGGUAACGGGGGUGAGGCAAGUGGAGUAGCGGCCAUGGGACACGAUGGGCAGCAGCAGGGAGCGAGUGCGGGUGAAGAGGCAGCCGAGAAAGAGAAGGUUGAGGGGGCCGGGGCAACGAGCAUGGUGGGCGGGGAGGCAGGCCAGCAGGGCACAGUGGCAUGUGGGGCAGGCACCGAGGGAGCAAGGCAGGGCGAGGAGGGCGGGGGCGAAGAGCGUGGUGCUGUAGCAGGUGGUGGCACAAGUGAGGGUGGCAGCAGUGGUGGGGAGAUGGACAAAGAGCCCGCGGGGAGCAAGGAUGGUGGGGGGGCUGAGGAGAGCAAGGGAGGUGAGGAGAGCAAGGAUGGUGGUGAGAACAAGGUGGCUGAGGAGAGCAAGGGAGGGGAAGAGGAGCAGGUGAAGAAGGGGGAGGGUGAGACGGUGGGAGUGCAGGGGCAGAGCACGGAUGCUGGGGCGCAUGUGGCAAAAGUGAGAAAUGACAGUGCCGUGAGUGACGCAGCAGGGGAUAGCGUGCAGGGGGGAGGGGGUGACGAGGGCAAGCGCGCUGAGGGGGGAGGUGAUGCGGGUGGUGUGGGUGAGGAGAAGAGCCAGGAGCCGGGAGCAGGGGAGGUGGCUGAUGCAGCGGCGCAGGGGAAAGAGGACCCACAUGUGCAGGUGAAGGAGGAAAAGAUCUCCGUAGAGGCGGCAGUGGAGAGGCAUGAUGGGGGUGCGGCGCAGGAGGCAGGUGCGGUGCACGCGGUGAGUGCCCACCCGCCCGGGGCUGCAGCACUCGAGACGGCAAGGCAGGGAGAAGGGCAAGGGGCGCAGGGGGUGGAAGGAAGGGAAGAAGGAGCAGUGCGUGGGACGAGUGGCGUGGAUGUGGUGCUGGGAGGUGGUGCUAGGGCGGGCGAGCGGCAGGACGCAGCACAUGUGAGCAGUGCGGUGCUGCAGCAGCAGGGCACACAGCAGGAGGCUGAAGCACAGCAGGUGCUGCAGGGAGGGGUGCAGGUGCAGAAGGAGAAAGGAGGGGAGGAACAGCCACAGGAGAAGCAGGAAGAAGAGAAGGAACCGCAGCCAUCGCAUCAAGAGGAGAAGCAGAAAGAAGAGAAGCAACAGCAGCCAUUGCAUGAACAGGGAAAACAACAGCAAGAGAAGGAGCAAAAAGAGCAAAACGCGCAGGAGGAUUCAGGGGCUGCAAAGGUGGAGGAGGUACAGGGGACAGGCACGGACGAGGGGCAUGGAGGCAAGGAGGGGCAUGGCAGCAAAGUGACUGCUGAGAAGGACGAGCAGGCAGCGGUAACGGAGUUGGGAAAAGACAAUCAGGAGAAGGAGAAGGAGAACGAGGAGAAGGAGAAAGAGAAGGAAGAGGAGAAGGAGAAAGAUGAGGAGGAGGAGAACGAGGAGAAGGAGAAAGAGAAGGAAGAGGAGAAGGAGAAAGAGGAGGAGGAGGAGAAGGAGAAAGAGAAGGGAAAGGAGGAGGUGGAGGAAAAUAAGAGAAAGGAGGAAGUGGAGGAAAAGAAGGGAAAGGAGGAAGAGGAGGAAAAGAAGGGAAAGGAGGAAGAGGAGGAAAAGAAGGGAAAGGAGGAAGAGGAGGAAAAGAAGGGAAACGAGAAAGAGGAGGAAAAGAAGGGAAAGGAGGAAGAGGAGGAAAAGAAGGGAAAGGAGGAAGGGGAGGAAAAGAAGGGAAAGGAAGAAGAGAAGGAAAAGAAGGGAAAGGAGGAAGAGGAGGAAAAGAAGGGAAAGGAGGAGGAGGAAAAGAAGGGAAAGGAGGGGAAGGAGGAGGUGAUGGAGGAGCAGGAGGAGGAGAAGGAGGAAGAGAAGCAGGAGGAGAAGGAGGAAGAGAAGCAGGAGGAGAAGGAGGAAGAGAAGCAGGAGGAGAAGGAGGAAGAGAAGCAGGAGGAGAAGGAGGAAGAGAAGCAGGAGGAGAAGGAGGAAGAGAAGCAGGAGGGGGAGGAGGAGGUGGGGAUGGAGGCAGAUGCGGUGGUGGUGGAGAUAGCUCUCAGUGUGCCCGCCCUGCUCGCCACCCAUGCCCGCACACGCCCCGCCUCAGCACGCACGGGAGGUGGUGCUGUGCUGCAGUGGGGAGACAGUGUGCCCCGCUCCACCUCCACAUGCCCUAUGGCGUGGUGUCCCAAGUCCAACCUCAUUGCCUUCCCAACGGCGCCUGCACAGCCCAACAUCAAAGCCCCACCAGGAGCGCCGCCUGCCUUUGUGCCGGUGGCCCUGCUGGACCCCGACCGCCCGCUGCACCACUGCAUGCUCAAGCUCCCCGCAGGCAUGCCGGGGCGUGAGGUGACAGCAGUGGCGUGGUCGCCACCCUCAUGCGACCGUGCGCUCGCUCUGCUCUCUGCACCCUCGCAUGUGUCCGUGUGGGCACAGCCCUGCACGGGAGCGGCGAACGUGGCGCGGUGUGUGAACCGGUGGGAGGCGCAGGCGCACUGGCACCUCGACGCUCCCGUCGCUGCCAUGCUCUGGCUCUCUGCUCCACCCCUCUACUCGUGGCCGCCACUGCAGCCGCCAGCAUCAGUGCACCCGGGGUCCUUCCACGACCGCUUCUUCCACCCCCGUGCCCUCUCCCGCAUUGUGGGGAGUGGUGGAGGAGGGGAGGAGAGUGGGAGGGAGAGGAGAGAGGUGUUGGCAGUGGUGGUGGAUAACAGUGGUGGAGGUGGCAAGGAGGAAGGAGACUGUGUGGCAACGGUGAUCGUGGCAGUGGGCGUUGCCAAGCAAGUCCACGCCCCCUCGCUGCAUGCGCCACCAGCAGCCCCGUCAGCGUCAUCGCUCUCACACGCGCCUCCUUUUUCAGAGCCCACCACCACUCCGCCCUCCCCACUCUGCACGCUAUCCCUCACGGUGCAGCGCUGGCACCUGCGCCAGCAGGUGCCUGCCUAUGCGGCACCAACAUGGAGCACUGUUGCUGCUGCUGCUGCCUCUGCACCGUCAUCAUCCGCGUCCCUGGUCACUGCUGCGCAGCCUGUGGCCUCGCCUGCCCUUGUUCCCACCCCCACGCCUUCUCACGCCAUGCCUGCCAUUUCCCUCCAGCUCUCUCCCACAGGCGCUGAGCUGGCGGUGAGCUGGCACAGCACGUUCACACCUCAGCUGCAGAAGCAGGUGGAUGGCACCAGUGCCGCGGUCGACGGUGCUCCAUGUGACAUGGCUGCUGCUUCACAUGACACCGAUCCACCCCCUGAUGGCACUGGUGCCAUUACUGGGCAUGCACGCAUAACUGCCUUGCAUGAUGACCCCUUGCCAGCCCCCAAUGGGCCCUCCGCGUUCCCCCCCUCCAUGCCCUCCGCCUCAUACAUAUCCUGCUCCGCCAUUAUCCUCCUCUCCAACCCCUCUCUCCAGCUGCUCUCCGUGGUGCACCCGCCACCGCACGCCCCCCUGCCACUCUCCACGCCUCCCCCGCUCGCCUUCUCCCCCUCCGCAUGCUGCAUGGCCACACCAUGGACCACCCCCCUGCAGCAGCAGCAGCUGACGGUGCGCAUAUCGCAGGUGCCUCAUGUGCCCCUUGCACCCACUGCUGGCGCCCCUGCCAGUGACUCUGGUGCGCCGUCACAGCCGGUGACGCCAAGUGCUGUGGCGGUGGAGCGCAGUGGCGCAGAUGGGUUGGGGGAGAGUGGGGGAGCGGACGGACAAGUGGGUGGGGAGGGUGUGGCGAAGGAGAGGAAGGCAGGGAAGGAGGGGCGGGAGGGGGUUGCAUCAUGGGAGCGACAUGUGGCUGACAGAGUGCAGUGGGCGUGGGUGAGUGGCGUGUCGUGGUGGGAUGCUGCCGCCUCUGCCACAACAGGCGCACCACAAUCGCCAGUGCGCAGCACAUCCCUGCUGGCCCAUCUGGACGCGGACUUCCAUGCCCUGCCCGACGCCUCUUUGCGCCUGCACUACUUCACUGAGCUGGACCGGCUCAAGUGCCGUGUGUUGGAGGGUGUGGGGGGAGCAGACGUGCGGGCAGUGAUGCUGGACGUGCAGGCGCGCGUGCUACUAGAGGUGCUGGGGGGCGCCAUAGAGUCAGCACUCGUGAACCCCGCCACGCUCAUCCCCUCGCCCUGGACCGCCUCCGCUGAGACCUUCUCCCAGCUCGGCAACGAUGCCAUGUCCGUCGACCCUGCGCUCAUCCCCACCAUCCAUGCGUAUGUGGAUUCGGUGUUGGACCUGGUAUCGCACUUCCUCACGCGCCUGCGCCGCUACUUCUCUUUCUUCAAGACCCUCACCGCCCACGCCCACGCCUCCGCCUCCUCUGCCCCCGCCCCCCUGCCCUCCGCUGCACCACCAACCGCCGUACCUGCCACAGCACCCACUGCUGCUACAGCCUCUGGUUCCGCUGCUGCCGCCGGCAGUGCUGGUAGCGCGGGCGCAGCAACAUCUGCAUCAGCAGGAGCAUCAGCAGGUGCCCCAGCAGCAGGUGCCCCAGCACCAGGUGCCGCACACCCCCCUGCAGCAGCGCCGCACUUGCCAUCAGCAUCCCCGUCCGCGUUCUCAGGUCUGCCAGCAGUGCGGUUGCUAGCAGACCCGCACUUCCUGCACCGCCUGUGCCAGCUCAUGUUCUUCUGCCUUGUCUUCCGCCGCCGCAGCCCUCCCCCCCCCGCCUCCAAGGCAGGCGCCGCUGCGGGCGCUGCCGGAGGGAUGGGCGUGGGGGUGGGCGGGGGCGCGGAGGGCGCAGGGGGAGGCAUGCGGCCGGGGCUGGGACGGUCGAUGGAGGAUCGGCACGUGCGGCUGGGGCAUGGCAAUGGCGGGCUGGGGUACACACCGGAAGAGGUGAAGGCACUGUUUGUGGUGUGCUCGGAGCUGUGCAAGAAGACAGCACCGCUGCCCGCCACCAUGCCGCCCACUCAUGUGCCCACUGCUCCCACACCUGGCACAGCCGCAGGCACAGCAGGCAGCAGCGGUGGGGGGGCGGUGGGAGGCAGUGGAGGGGGCGGAGGCAGCAGUGGGAGUGGCAUGGUGGCGCGGCUGCACUACCCACAGGGGUCUAUCUCCGUGCCCCCCGAGGCCAUAGAGGCCUGGCUCUCCCCACAGAUGCAGUCGUUGCCGCGGCCACGGGGGGCGGAUGCGGCGGCGCUGCUGAUGCGCGAGCUGGAGCUGCACGCGCCCGCCGAGGACACCCUCCCCCGCCCCUCCCUGCCGCCCCCCUGGGCCUCCGUGCCGCCCUGCACCCAGCUGGCGGGCGGCGAGAGCGACUGGGAUGCGUCGCUGCUGGCAGGCGGGGCAGGGGCAGGGCGAGUGGGAGUGUGGCCGCGCAAGCGGCGUGCAGCGGAGAGGGAUGCGGCGGUGGGGCUGGCGUGCAGUGCGGGGCUGGGGGGCUUCCUGGGGCUGCAGGGCGGGCGCAGGGACGUGGUGGCCAGCACGUGGCGCUGGGGCGGCACUGCACAGUGGUACAAGUGUGUGCGGUGUGGCCGGCAGACAACCACUAUGGCAGUGCCUCAAUCCGUGCAGGCACAGGCAGGCACAGCAGGGGCCGGGAGCAACGGUGCUGGGGAGGGGGGCGGGGCAGCAGGAAUAGGCAGUGCAGGCAGCAGCCUGGCUUCCGAGUGGUGGCCUGCUCGCUGGUCUCAGGGCUGCCCUGUGUGUGGUGGUAUGUGGACAUGCCUUGCUUGA
Closterium sp. Yama58-4 is the source of this 7002-nucleotide messenger RNA. NCBI's taxonomy places the organism in Eukaryota, Viridiplantae, Streptophyta, Zygnematophyceae, Desmidiales, Closteriaceae. The record is from the annotation of a GenBank genome assembly.